Lathyrus oleraceus (garden pea) is the source of this 435-nucleotide messenger RNA. RefSeq lists its product as uncharacterized. The record is from RefSeq and is a predicted model, not a curated record. Bases 1 to 435 code for a protein of 144 amino acids. Lineage: Eukaryota; Viridiplantae; Streptophyta; Magnoliopsida; Fabales; Fabaceae. The transcript has a single exon.
AUGGAUAAUAGUUUUACAAUCAAGAAGAAUGGAAUCAUGCUUCAUAACGGUCAUGUUGUGCCCCACAACCCACAUUUUCUUAUGAAAUAUGAAGCACACAUUAACAUGGAGUGGUUCAAUCAAAGAACUUAUAUUGAAUAUCUCUUUAAGUAUAUCAACAAGGGUUUUGAUAGAAUAUCAGUUAUUAUUGUUCCAAGUGCAGCUAGUGGUGAAGGGAAUAAUGACGAAAUCAAACAAUACUUUGAUUGUAGAUAUGUUUUACUAAGUGAAGCGUGUUGGAGAAUUUUUUCAUAUUUUAUCCAUGGAAGGAAAUCGGUCGUUGAAAGAUUGUUUUUUCACAUGGAAGGAGAGAACUCGGUGUACUACAAAGACUUUGAACAAAGUGGCAAUGUCCUUCUAAAGUCGAGUAUAACUGAAUUCAUGUUUACAUCUUGA